Messenger RNA from Vespula pensylvanica (western yellowjacket), 1506 nucleotides. Its product is annotated as trypsin-1. Gene Ontology annotation, biological process: proteolysis. Gene Ontology annotation, molecular function: serine-type endopeptidase activity. The record is from RefSeq and is a predicted model, not a curated record. The coding region runs from base 305 to 1225 and encodes 306 amino acids. Lineage: Eukaryota; Metazoa; Arthropoda; Insecta; Hymenoptera; Vespidae. The transcript is spliced from 6 exons.
UCCUCCCUCCUUCUUUCCCCGAAUACCAAUUACUUCUUCGACCUCGCUAUUUCUCAGUCUACCUGGGACACUGGCGAUAGUAACUCCGUGUCAGGGACAUGUCCGUGACUUUUUCCUGACGGUCCCCGCGCGGUGACCUUCUAUACUCUCAUUAAGAAAUUUAUAUCAACCCUUUGGAUUGAAAGUACGCGCGCGUUCGCGCGCGGAAACAUUUUGAUUUUCUCUUCAUAAAAAAGAAAAGAAACAACAAAAAACAAAAAAAGAACCAACAACAACAAAAUAUUGUAAAAGAGUUUAUAAAAAAAUGCAAAAGUUUCUUUGGUGUCUCGGAUUCAUCGUCAUUCUUUUAAUUCAAAAAGAAUGUCAGGCGCGACAAAUAGGCGAAAAUAUGAAAAACUUCUUUGGUCUCUUCGGUAACAAACCACCGGACACUAAAGAACCACCUGCACCAUGUUACUGCUCGUGUGGAUUACGAAACGAAGAGAGUAGGAUCGUCGGUGGUCAAACGACACGAAUGAAUGAACUCCCAUGGAUGGCGAAAUUGUCCUAUUUAAAUAAAUUUUAUUGCGGUGGUUCUCUGAUAAACGAUCGUUAUGUGUUAACCGCGGCACAUUGCGUUAAAGGUUUUAUUUUCAGGUUUAUGUGGUUCAUGAUCAAGGUCACGUUCGGUGAACACGACAGGUGUAUCGAUAAAGGUUUGGAAACAAGAUACGUCGUCAGGGUGUUAACCGGUGAUUUUAGUUUCCUCAACUUUGAUAAUGACAUCGCACUUCUUCGACUUAACGACAGAGUUCCCUUCAGUGAUACGAUACGUCCGAUAUGUCUACCAACUAUUAAAGAGAACGAAUACAUUGGAUCGAAAGCGAUAGCAGCUGGAUGGGGUACUCUUAAAGAAGAAGGCAAGCCAUCCUGUUUGCUUCAAGAAGUCGAAGUUCCAGUUAUGAGCUUACAGGAUUGUCGAAACACCAGUUACAGUCCUCGCAUGAUCUCUGAUAAUAUGUUAUGCGCAGGAUAUCCAGACGGAAUGAAAGAUUCUUGUCAGGGUGAUAGUGGUGGACCAUUGAUAACCGAACGCGAAGAUAAAAGGUAUGAGAUCAUUGGUAUCGUCUCCUGGGGAAAUGGAUGUGCUCGACCAGGAUACCCUGGUGUUUAUACCAGAAUUACCAAUUAUUUGGAUUGGAUCUUAAGUAACUCAAAAGAUGGUUGCUUCUGCGAUAACAAUUGACUUCAAUUUUGUCGAAUUUAUCAAGAUCUUCCAACUUAGUUUAUGUUAUAUCGAAAAUUUAUGUUAUACAACUAUUCAAACGCUUAUGUUUCUUAUCAACCAGAACAGUCGAUAUUUUUUAAUUCGACGCCAUUGAAAAAUGCUAUUUAUGUAUUUAUAUUUAAUAUGUUAUAUCACUAUACGAGAUUUACAUGAAAACGAGAUUACGUAGAUAUAAGUUCGCUCGUGUAAUAAAUAUUAUUGCGUUAUGCUAUUCGACUUCAUUCUUAUUGAAUGAUAUA